AGUAGAUGAGAAGGAUCUAUAAAGUGUGGUGAUUGUUUCCUUUCUUGUUUUAAAAUUUAUAUACAUUUUUAAUUUUAAAUGUAUUAACAAAAAAAAAAAACAAUAAUUUCUGUUACUUGUGUUGUAUUAAAUGUAUUUACAAUGAAUUGUAUUUCGUCAAUUCUUUUGCUGCUUCUGAAAAUAGGCGCCCUAUCCGUGGUCAAUGCCAAUAUCGGUGAACCGAUAUACCGCUUGAAUCCACAUGUGGUGCCAGAUGCAUAUGACAUUUGGUUGCGUCCAUAUUUAUUGCCAUCGGAUGGAUUAUAUCGAUUCACAUUUGAUGGCGAAGUCAAUAUAGCAUUCCAUACGACAAUCGCGAAUAUCGGUGUAAUUACUUUGCAUUCCUAUAUGAUUAAGAUCACUGCUGCAGGUUUAUAUGACAACAGCAAAGGUGGUCAAAUUGUGCAGUUAUUCAAUAGCGAGGAUUUGACUUUCGAAAAAACACCACAAACAUUAACGGUACAUUUGAGAGAUGACCUAACGAUGCAACACAACUACACCAUACGCUUCAAUUACGCUGGACAAAUACGCGAUGAUAUGCAGGGAUUCUUUCACAUAAACUACACCGACAGCGACGGCAAUGUAAAAUUCCUUGCGUUAACUCAAUCCCAGCGCACAAAUGCCCGCAGUAUAUUUCCCUGUUUCGAUGAGCCCGCAUUGAAAGCAACUUUCCGCUUACAAAUAAGUCGGCCAUCAAUUUUUAAAACAGUGUUCAAUGCGGAAUUGGUGAGAAGUGUUUCUGAAGGUAAUGGACGAGCUUUGGACCGUUUUUCUGCGACACCUCCAAUGUCCACAUAUUUGGUUGCGUUUAUGCUUUCGGAACUUGAGAGUGACUCAAGUGGUUAUCUAACAACAAUAAUACGGCCUGGAUAUGUUGACAAAAUUCCAUUUGCUUAUCAAGUAACUGCACGCGCUAUUAAUGCUUUCGAUGAGCUCACACAACAAAAUUAUAAUCAAUUGGGUUUGCCGUUAAUGCAAAUUGUUGGUUCGCCCAUAUUUCCGCACACCGGCAUGGAGAACUGGGGUUUGGUUAUUUACAAAGAGGAAGUUUUAAUAAACGAACCUGGAUACUCAGACGGCUGGUCAGAUAAACAACUGACGCUUAAUAUAAUAACCCACGAAAUGGCGCAUAUGUGGUUCGGUAAUAGUGUCACAAUGGCUUGGUGGAGCUAUUUCUGGUUAAAUGAGGCAUUCGGACGUUAUUAUGAGUAUUUCAUGGCACACAAGCUAUUUCCGGAAUAUCAACUGGACCAACAAUUUGUAGUGGAACAGCUGCAUGUAGCAUUUGGCAUAGACGCAAUCAGCAGUACUCAGCCUUUGACUAGUACGGAUGAAGAAAUACAGUCGCCAUCCGAGAUAGAUUAUAAGUUUAGUACCAUCACUUAUAAGAAGGGUGCAACCAUUGUGCGUAUGAUAGCAAACCUAAUGGGUCACGACAACUUUGAGAACGCCAUUCGAGCUUACUUGAAGGCAUUCCAUUUGAAGAGCACCACGCCAAAAGAUUUAUUUACGUACUUGAAACGCCACUGGCCAACCACGCCUGAGGUUGAUUUGGAUCAAUUCUUCUACGACUGGACUGAGCAGAUCGGGUUCCCGGUGCUUUAUGUUAGUGUCGGCUCCAAGGGCAAAGUUAAGCUCACCCAGAAGCGUUUCUUGCUUGAUUCAGGCGAUGGCAGUAAUCAUGCGCUCACCUAUACAAUACCAAUUACCUAUGCGACAGAUGCGGAACCAGAUUUCAACAAUCUUACAGCACGUUUUUAUUUUCUAAAAACCAACGAGAUGAGUUUCAAAGUCCCGCCAACCUUUAAGUGGAUCAUUUUCAAUGUACAGCAAUCAAAUUAUUAUCGCGUCUUCUACGACAAAACCACAUUACAACGCAUUAAGGCAGCACUUCUACGGCCAGAUCAUAGCGGCAUACCAACCAUAAAUCGUGCCCAAGUAGUCGACGAUUUAUUUAAUUUUGCACGAGUCGGCAUGCUGAACUACACAACAGUAUUCAAUGUUCUGGAAUAUUUAAAAACUGAAAUUGAGUACUUACCGUGGUAUGCUGCCUUCACGAAUUUGAAUUUUGUGGCACAACAUUUCACAUUGCAGCAACAAAGUGGACUUAUGAGAUUUCUAAACACCACGUUGGCCAAGGUGUAUGCACAUUUGGCAUUUACAGACCGCAAUAUCGGUGUGCUCGAUAUUUACAAUCGUAAUAAAGUUAUCAGUUGGGCAUGUAGAUAUAAAUUGUUCGAAUGUGAUAAUCAAGCGCGUGAUCUCUUUGACAAAUUGGAAAUGGAUGGCGAAAAACCGUCACCCGAUUUUCGUGAAACUCUCUAUUGUAGUGUGACAAGAGAAGGCGAUUUUGCCUAUUACCAAACCUUGAAUAAUUGGUUCGACGACGAAAAGGUAGAAAGUGAGAAAAAGAAGCUUAUACGUGCUAUGGGCUGUACUCGAAUAUUUCUACGAUAUCACUUUGACAAUAUCGUAAGUGGAAAUAUACCAACCGAAUAUGCCUUAAUGGGCAUAACACCAAUGUAUGCAGAAAAUCCUGAAAAUGUUCAAAGGGUUUUCCUUAUGAUCACCGCUUCCAUCGAGGCACUAGUUGAGAGAAUUGGCGGUUGGGAGAAAGCGGCAAGUUUGAUUGGUGAUAUUGCAAAAUAUUUUACCACACAAGAACAAAGAAAAAUGCUUGAAGAUUUCGUAACGGAAAAUGGUUCACUUUUUGGUGAUUCUAUCCCAGUACUUCACCAUACCAUCUACACCGUGGAUUCAAAUUUGAAGUGGUCUCGGUCAUAUUUGUCAAAAUUGUUUGUACCCGUGAGCAAGCCGAAUGUAGCGACUGUCGGCAGAUUAAGCGCUGUGCUACUCAUUACUGAAGGUUUUAUGUACCGAUUUUUGUAAUAUUUAUUAAUGACCCGUGUAUUCAUGUAUGUAACAAUUGUAUUUUAUAUUUACGAACAAACACAAACGCAAUUAAAUUUGUGUAAAAUAAAACUAAAGAAACU
Ceratitis capitata (Mediterranean fruit fly) is the source of this 3032-nucleotide messenger RNA. Its product is annotated as aminopeptidase N. The transcript has 7 exons. Gene Ontology annotation, molecular function: peptide binding; zinc ion binding; metalloaminopeptidase activity. Gene Ontology annotation, biological process: proteolysis; peptide catabolic process. Lineage: Eukaryota; Metazoa; Arthropoda; Insecta; Diptera; Tephritidae. Bases 142 to 2928 code for a protein of 928 amino acids. Gene Ontology annotation, cellular component: cytoplasm. The record is from RefSeq and is a predicted model, not a curated record.